AACUCUGGUUUUUCUCUCUGAAUUAUUGUUCCUUCUCUCUCUUUCUCUCUUCAGAAAUGGGAAGUUGUUUGUCGGUCUCCAUGCCAUGUGAUCAAGUUGUGAAUCAAGUCUCUCAAUGUUUAUCGGUCAAUGGAAGUUACAUCUGCAACCUAUCAGAGAAUUUAGAAGCUCUGCAUAAAGAGAUGGAAGUGCUCAAGGCAAAGCGAGAUGAUGUGCAAGCAAGAGUAAGCAGGGAAGAGUUUACAGGACGUCGUCAAAUGCUUGCUCGAGUACAGGUAUGGUUAAAGAAUGUCCUUGACAUCGAGAAUCAAUUUAAUGAUCUGCUUAGUACUAGCACCGUUGAACUCGAAAGGUUGUGUCUUUGUGGAUUAUGCUCCAAGAAUGUGAAAAUGAGAUACCGUUAUGGCAAAAGAGUAAUCAGGAUGUUAAAAGUGGUUAAGCGUACCAGUUCUCAAGGAGAAUUUGAUGCGGUGACUGAGGAAGUUCAUGUAACUGAGGUUGAAGAGAUACCUAUUCAACCCACAAUUGUUGCUGAUGAAGCAUUGCUUGCAAAGGUAUGGCACCGUCUCAUGAAAGAUGAAGUUGGGGUUAUGGGUUUGUAUGGUAUGGGCGGAGUUGGCAAAACCACUCUUCUUGCGCAGAUCAACAAUAAGUUCACUAAAGAAAAAGGCAGCUUUGAUGUUGUGAUAUGGGUUGUGGUGUCUAAGAGUUUAGACAUCCUUAAGAUUCAAGAAGACAUAGCAAAAAAACUAGGGUUUUGGAAUGAGGAGUGGCACCAAAACGAUGAGUAUCGUAGAGCCAUUGACAUACACAAUGUUCUCAAGAGACGGAAGUUUGUGUUGUUCUUGGAUGAUAUAUGGGCGAAAGUGAACUUACUGGCGAUUGGAGUCCCUUAUCCAAAUAUAGCAAACAGAUGCAAAGUAGCGUUCACUACACGUUCUAAAGAUGUGUGUGGGCGCAUGCAGGUUGAUGCCAUGAUGGAAGUCAGUUGUUUAGAUCCCGAUAAAUCGUGGGAGUUGUUCCAAAAGAAAGUUGGAGAAAGCACGUUGAAAACCCAUGCAGACAUUCCUGAUCUUGCAAGACAAGUCUCUGGAAAAUGUUCUGGCUUACCAUUGGCGCUCAACGUAAUCGGGGAAACUAUGUCAUGCAAAACUACUGUACAGGAAUGGCGUCGUGCAAUAGACGUUUUGUCUUUAUCGGCUGCAGAUUUUUCAGGAAUGAAAGAUGAAAUUCUUCCUAUUCUCAAGUAUAGCUAUGAUAGCUUAAAUGGAGAAGUGGUGAAAUUAUGUUUUCUUUAUUGCUCUCUUUUUCCUGAAGAUUAUCUUAUAGAUAAAGAAAGACUGGUGGAUUAUUGGAUAUGUGAGGGGUUCAUAGAUGGAAGACAAGAUAGAGAAAGGGCGAUGAACCAAGUUUAUGAGAUACUUGGCACCCUUGUCCGCGCAUGUUUAUUGGUGGAAGGAGAGAUGAAGAAUAUAUCAUAUGUUACUAUGCAUGAUGUGGUACGUGACAUGGCUCUAUGGAUAGCAUCUGAUCUUGGAAAGGAUAAGGAGAUAUACAUUGCGCAAGCCGGUGUUGGAUUACGCUAUAUGCCAAUUGUCAAGAAUUGGAAGGCUGUGAGAAAGAUGUCACUGAUGCGUAAUGAUAUUGAAAUAAUACGUGGCAGCCCCGAAUGCACUCAACUUACAACUUUAUUCCUUCAGAAAAACCAAUCAUUGGUACAUAUUUCCGAUGGAUUCUUCAUGUAUGUUCCAAUGCUAGUGGUGCUGGAUCUGUCAGGUAAUGUAGGCCUCUCCGAGUUACCGCUGUUUCAGUUGGUAGCGUUGCGGUAUCUUGAUUUGUCACGAACAAGCUUGAAGCAAUUUCAUGUUGGAUUACAAGAGUUGAAAAAAUUAAUCCACUUGAAUCUGGAGUCCACACGGAAGCUUGAGAGCAUUUCAGGGAUAGCAAAUUUGUCAAGUUUGAGGUCACUUGGACUACAAGGAUCCAGCAAGACGGUAGAUAUGAGCUUGCUGAAGGAGCUGCAGCUCCUGAAAUAUCUAGAAAGGCUAGCCAUUGAGGUCUGCUCAGGGAUAGUUUUGGAGCAAUUGUUAAGCUCUCGCAUGUUGGUGAAAUGCAUUCAAAAGGUAGGCAUCAACAACCUUGGAGAACCGACGAAAGUAUUGACUUUGCCAACUACAUGUGAUCUACGUAGGCUCAACUUAUCGAAAUUAAGAAUGGGGGAAAUACAUAUUGAUCAGAAGACAACAUCAUCACCGAACAAUACUGGUCUCACAGCUCCAUGCUUCUCAAACCUCUCCAAAAUCGAUAUAAGCAAAUGCAAUCUUCUAAAAGAUUUGACGUGGCUGGUGUUUGCUCCAAACCUUGUUGAUCUUAGAGUUACUUGCUCACAUCAAUUGGAAGAGAUUAUAAGCAAGGAAAAAGCUGCAAGUGUUCCUUUUCAAAAACUAAGAAGCCUCUACUUAUCUAAUUCACCUAUGUUGAAGAGCAUUUACUGGAGUCCUUUGUCUUUCCCAUGUUUAAGCAAAAUAAGCAUUGAAGGUUGUCCGAUGCUGAGAAAGCUUCCAUUAGAUGCUAAUAGUGUUGUCAGGUUUGAUGUAUUUUUCAUAGAAUACAGAGAGGAAGAGUGGAUCAAAGAGGUUGAAUGGGAAGACCAAGCCACUCAAUUGCGUUUCUUGCCUUUCUGUAAGCUUGGCCCUGACCUGACAGGAACGCCAAAUAAGUCUAAUGCCCAUACUCAAUCGAUAAACAGUGUAGAAAGCAGCUGUCAGUAAUUAAAUUAUUUUAUGGAUAUCGUUACUCGUUUUCAACCUCUUGUUGUGUAACUUCAUACUCUAUAUUUUCACA
Molecule: messenger RNA, 2844 nt
Organism: Raphanus sativus (radish)
Lineage: Eukaryota; Viridiplantae; Streptophyta; Magnoliopsida; Brassicales; Brassicaceae
Product: disease resistance protein SUMM2
Exons: 1
Coding region: 57-2771 (904 amino acids)
Molecular function (GO): protein binding; ADP binding
Source: RefSeq, a predicted model, not a curated record